Racocetra persica is the source of this 313-nucleotide messenger RNA. NCBI's taxonomy places the organism in Eukaryota, Fungi, Glomeromycota, Glomeromycetes, Diversisporales, Gigasporaceae. The record is from the annotation of a GenBank genome assembly.
AUGUCUCAACCUAAUAAAAAUGAAGAGAAUAGGAAAAAUAAAGAAAGAAAAAAUGUGGAAAAAAAUGAAUAUGAGGAUAAAGAGAACAAAAAAGAGAUGAAUAGAGAAAAUAAAGGAAGAGAAAAUAAAGAUGAUGAAUAUGAGAAUGAAGAAAAUGAAAAGAAGGAUAAAAAAAAUAAAGAGAAGGAUGAAGAAAAUAAAGAGGAGGAUGAAGAAAAUAAAAAGGAGGAUGAAGAAAAUAAAGAAGAGGAGAAUAAAGAGAAUGAAGAAAAAGAAGAUGAAGAGGAAAGAGAAGAUAAUGACAAUAAAAAUA